AGGAGACGGUUAUCGGUAUCAAUAUAGCUCCAAUACGGUACCAGCUACAGCUCACCCAGCCUCAACUUGGGCCUUGGCGGAAGUUCUAAUGGGAUCAGGACCGACGACCAGAUAUGACUUCGGGCUGGAAGACGUGGAAGCCGCCUUGACGAUCCAGUAUCUCGCCAGAGACGCCCGAAUGCCGGUACCUCCGCCAUAUACUAGCCACGCGUUACAACUGAAUCAGUGGAUUGUUGGAAAGGACCAGUAUGAGGGGGACCAGAAGCAGGUAGUUUCGGGUGGAUGGGGACUGGGUAGAGGUGUUUGCAGUAAUUGUCGGGUGGACGAGACCGAGGCGGUUUGUUGGUGGACGGACCCGGUAGUCAAAACGGUGCUCGGUCUGAACCGAAGGUUGUGUUACGCUUGCGGGGUCUUUAAGUAUAACAACCUCGUCGACCGUCCGGUCAAUAUUGGCAGACAGGUGUUACGGAAUCUCGCACCUCCCUUGUCCACAUCGGAUCGACCCAUUCAAACUCAACCUUGUCCUAACAAACAUUCUCGGCCGCCGCUUCAGACCGUUGGCACUCUUCAUCCGAAUAUACCUUAUACCGACAACAUGGCUUCUUAUAGAAUACCGAUCAAGCCUUAUUCCAAAGUACAAGGCGGGUGGUACGAUCAGGGUCUUACGGGUCAGGGAGAACUUUGGCAGCCGGAAAUACAGCAUAACAGCUGGGUACCGUCGUGAAAGAGCAUACGCACAAAGCCGUUGGCCGCGACGAGUCAAAUCGAGCGGGAAUUGCAUUCGAUAUAAGUACUAGUACAACAUAUACAGACGAGUUGUACAUGAUUGACGCUGGGUCGUCGGGAC
Filobasidium floriforme is the source of this 847-nucleotide messenger RNA. RefSeq lists its product as uncharacterized. The transcript has 4 exons. Lineage: Eukaryota; Fungi; Basidiomycota; Tremellomycetes; Filobasidiales; Filobasidiaceae. The record is from RefSeq and is a predicted model, not a curated record. Bases 89 to 724 code for a protein of 211 amino acids.